AUGACGGAGUCUCUGAAGAGAACAGAAUACUACUACGGCAAAGACAACGUCCUGCAAAAUGUCGCCGUCUGGGAGUUCCCGGAAGACAAGGUCGCAGCGCCAGCUCCGGGGACAACCAAGUACUGGCUCGUAUUCAUCCACGGCGGCGCCUGGCGCGACCCGAGGAGCACCUUCAGCGAGGCCGAGCCGACCAUCAACGCGCUGCUAGACCCCUCCUCGCAGUGGCACAUGCCCGAUGCGCCCCCCCGUGUCGCCGGCUUCGCCUCCCUCAACUACCGCCUCUCGCCCCACCCGUCCUUCGCCCAGGACGCCGCCACGACGCCCUCGUUCGCGGCGCGCACGGCCCGCCACCCGGACCACCUGGACGACGUGGUGUCCGGGCUGCGCUUCCUGCAGCGGCGGCUCGGCUUCGGCGGUGGCGGCAGCGACUACGUGCUGUUCGGACACUCGGCCGGCGCGUCUCUCGCGUACCAGGCGCUGCUGGGGCCGGCCUGCCGAAGCGAGGGGCUCGACGACGUCGCGCUCCCGGCGGUGGUGGGGUUUGAGGGCAUCUACGACCUGGUCGGGCUCGACGGACGCAUGGGCGGCGGGUACGCUGGCUUCAUCGAGGCGGCGUUCGGGACGGACCGGUCCGCCUGGCGGGACGCGAGCCCGGCGACGGCCGCGGGGAGCUUCGGGGCCUGGGCGGGGCAGGCUGGGCCCCGGCUGGCCGUGCUGGCGCACUCGGCUGAUGACGAGCUGGUAGAUAUGCCUGAGGUCGAGACCAUGGAGCGGAGGCUGAGAGUGGACGGUGUGCGGGAUGUCCUGGUAUUUCGGGACUUGAAGGGUGGCCACUUUGAUGUGUUGAAUGAUGGGAGCUUUGCGAGGGUGUUGGUCAAGACUCUCGAGGAGCUGGGGAGGCUGAAAGCUUAG
Molecule: messenger RNA, 912 nt
Organism: Diaporthe citri
Lineage: Eukaryota; Fungi; Ascomycota; Sordariomycetes; Diaporthales; Diaporthaceae
Exons: 2
Coding region: 1-912 (303 amino acids)
Molecular function (GO): arylformamidase activity
Source: RefSeq, a predicted model, not a curated record